AUGUCGAAUAUCAACGGAGAUGAUGACAAGCAUCUGCUGGUAUUCCAUGCCAUUGGAAUGUAUCUGUUUACGUUUGGUGUAUUCUACGCCACCAGGCAGACCUACAUAUGGUUUGUCAGCAUGCGACAGCGAUUCCUGCGGGGGACUGAGCCUAAGAUGUACAGUGUGAUGGUGCGCAAUCUGCCCAAGCACCUGCAAACCAGUCAGGCCUUGGCCGCUGCGAUGGACGACAUUGCUCCAGGUGAGGUUAUAUCGGCCCAUGUCAAUAUCGGGGACAUAUUCGAGCUGGAAAAAUUGUGCGAAGACAGACUAGCGGCACUGCUCAAGCUGGAGAAG
Messenger RNA from Sphaeroforma arctica JP610, 336 nucleotides. RefSeq lists its product as hypothetical. NCBI's taxonomy places the organism in Eukaryota, Ichthyosporea, Ichthyophonida. The transcript has 3 exons. The annotation marks the transcript as partial. The record is from RefSeq and is a predicted model, not a curated record.